AUGACGAAUAUUGAUUUCAAUUUUAAAGAAUUAGAAAACUAUAUGGAUUUAAUAUUUCAAUCUGGAAAAUGUUGGUUAGUUUGAGAAAAAAUAAUGAUAAUUCUAAGUACAAAUGAAUUGAUUUUUAAGGGGAAAGUGGAAUAUGGUUGAGAACGGAUCAAUCACAUUCGAAAAACUCGGAUUUCAAGAAGAUAUCAAAGCUGAAUGUUGUCCAAGCCAUCUCACUUUGUUUAUAACACCAUAUAAUUCUUCAGAGAAUUCACAAAGUUUGAUGGGUAUUAUAUGGGUGAGUAUCAUAAUUUCUAUUUUUAUUAUUUCAAAAAAUUGAUUUUUUUUUCAGUUGGGACAACAAGUCCUUUUCACAAAAAAAGCACAAUUUCAUGAUUUGUGUCAAAUUAUUAUAAAAAGAUAUCAACUACAUUCUGAAUUGUUUGAAUCAAUUGAUGAUACAACAACAUCAUUAUCAUUCAUGUCGAACAAAAAUGAUAAUGAAACAUUUGUGCCAGAAACUGUAAGUUAUAUAUCAACAUAUGUAAAUAAUUUUGGAAUAUUAUUGCAGUUAGCUGAUAUUUCCGCAACAGUAAGAGGAAAACGACAACAUUCAUAUUCAUCUUCGUCAAGUUGUUCUUUGAACAAUACUUCGAAAAAUGAUGGUCAUAAAUUGGAUGAGCUGGAAUUACAACUCAAUUCAAUUUCAUUCAAAACACAUGAAGAAAUUGAACCAAAAACUAUAACAUUAGAUGAAGAAUUGAUAUUAUUGACUGAAGAUGAGGAAGAAGAUGCGGAAGUUGAGGAAAACAUUGAUCAACCAAGGUUUUAUAAUGAUUUGAUGCAUUCUGAGAAAAAUGUCGAAACAAUGUUCAUCGAAAAACACAAAGAGCCUGCAAUGGUCGAAGAAUUUCGAAAAUUCUUGAAGAUGCCAAAAGCAACAAUUGAACAGAAAGUGAGUUGAUAUUGAACUGAUUUUGUAAUGAAUCAUCAACACAUUUCCAGUUUGCUGUCAUAUCAGAACUCAAGAAGGCAAACCCGAAUCUUGUGUAUUUAAACGACACGAAAUUGAAGAAAAAAUUGGGAUCGUCUCUUCACAAUGUAAGUGUGCUAAAUGUUUUCUUUAAUUGUCAGUCAAUUUUAUUUGUUCAGACUGUUUGUAACUUGUGGAAAAUUGAAGAGGACGAGGAGCUUAAGAAGGUUAUGACAGAACUACCGCCAGAACAUUUUAUCAGUGUCCAUUUGUCUCGCGAAUUCUCAAUUAUGUAUAAUGCUCGAAAAAAGAAGGAUAUCUUGUAUUGGAUCAAUAAAUUUGAUGAUGAAACAAAGAGUGAAGAUAUAAAGAGAGUAAGUUUGAAAUAACACCAUCUGUUUUUUAUAACUAUUAUCAUUCAGAUGAUUGUUGCGGAGAAGGCGAAAAACAAGAAGAAGAAGAAUUAG
Caenorhabditis angaria is the source of this 1428-nucleotide messenger RNA. The record is from the annotation of a GenBank genome assembly. Lineage: Eukaryota; Metazoa; Nematoda; Chromadorea; Rhabditida; Rhabditidae.